CGCCCCGGUAUCCGCCCAUAUUCGCGUUAAAGGAGGCCAACCUGAGCAGCUAGGCCGGACGCUGGAUCAAAUGGAAAGUUCAAUCGAUUAAUUUGCUCACUUUUGCGUGUUCCUGCUUGCUUUUGAAACAAGGUAGUCAGACUUAAAUGCGGGCGCUUCGGUGUGAAAUAGGAAAUGCAGAGAUCGUGUGAAACGGCAGGAUUAUCAGCUUGACUUAUUUGGUCGCUACUUCGGACGCGGAACUCCACACGCUAAAAGGUGAAUUAUGACAGAAUAUAAGCUGGUAGUGGUGGGAGCUGGUGGCGUUGGCAAGAGCGCACUCACCAUCCAGCUCAUCCAGAAUCAUUUUGUGGAUGAAUAUGACCCAACCAUUGAGGACUCCUACAGAAAGCAGGUGGUGAUCGACGGGGAGACAUGUCUGCUGGACAUACUGGACACUGCAGGUCAGGAGGAGUACAGCGCCAUGAGAGACCAGUACAUGAGGACAGGGGAGGGCUUCCUCUGUGUCUUUGCCAUCAACAACACCAAGUCCUUUGAGGACAUUCACCACUAUAGAGAACAGAUCAAGCGGGUGAAAGACUCUGAGGAUGUUCCCAUGGUGCUGGUAGGGAACAAGUGUGACCUCCCGUCCCGGACAGUGGACACCAAGCAGGCUCAGGACUUAGCACGCAGCUACGGCAUCCCCUUCAUUGAGACCUCAGCCAAAACCAGACAGGGCGUUGAUGAUGCCUUUUACACAUUAGUGCGAGAAAUCCGGAAACAUAAGGAGAAGAUGAGCAAGGAGGGCAAAAAGAAGAAAAAGAAGUCCAAGACAAAGUGUACACUCAUGUGAAUAAUCACCCCUUUUCAAGACAGACUAAAAAGAAACUAUGUUGAACAGUUUAAGUAAUACAUUUUGUACAUUACACUAAAUUAUUAGCCUCUUUCUCAAUACCCACCAUACUGAAUACUAAAAUGACCCAGAUUUUUUUUCUGCCUUUUUCUGUUAUUUGCUACUUGGAAAUCAAUAAGCUUUAUUUUCUGUUAGUGCCAGUUGCCCACCUGUGUUGGUCCAGCAGCUUGUUUGAUUUUAUAGGAUGAUGGUCUGUUGAUUUGGAGGACUUUAUCCAGCCCCUGUGCUGUGAGUUGAUGGUGUCACAACUCCUUUUGGACAAAUAUCUGUUAACAGCUUGUUUUUUUUUUCCUUUGCUGGAAGGCCAAGACCUGCAAAAGUUUUGUGAUGCCCUUUUAAGUAUGGGAUGCCAAAGAAUUCAUUUUCAUCCCAUUCACAGUUAGAUAGGAUGUAAGACGUGGACACAGGACCAACACGUAGCCGGAUGAGAUCCAAAUGUCCCAACCACUGUGUAAUGACCCCGUUUCUCUUGAGACUCUUAGGUAUAACUUAGUUAAUGUCAUUGGUAAAAGUAUGCAUGUGAACUCUUACUCUUACCCAAAAUGUUUUAACACCCUGAUUAGCUAUUAAUUAAUUUGCAAAUUGUCAAUGCUUUGUAUUGUGUAGGUAGUGAUUUUUUUUUUUCUCUUUUUGCCUACAUAACACUUUUUUUUUUUUGCAUGCAUUGUGUCCUUGAUGACCUGGGAAUUGCAAACAGUCACUGUAUGAAACAGUAAGAAAGAGACAGCAACAAGGAACUCUGACCCAAGUGGACAUUAUCCAGUCUUAGUUUUUUGGUUUUAUGUGAUGAUCAGUAUUUGUCAUUUCUGAGGAUGACAUGAGCAGGUUUUUUUUGUAGGAAAAAAUGACAAAUUAAACGAUCCAUGACCAUGAUGAUGCAUGGCAAGAAGAUAAGGUGUCUAGCAGAUCACUAAAACCCAGUUUCUCUCUUUUUUUCCUUUCUGCUAGUGACAUUAGAAUGAGAUCAGCAGCCAGGUAUGGUGCUGAUCAGGGUCAUUUUAUAUUGCAGGCCUUGUCACUAGCCAAUGUCUCACGGUUUGGUUAACCUUUCUAGUUAUCCAUUUCCUGCUUAUCUUUAUUUUAAUGCUGUUAUCCGGGGUUGUUUCAGUUCAUACUGACACUAUUCAUUGCAUUAUUGUUCACUGCAAAGCAGAAAGGUAGAGCUCCCUUAGAGUAUUUCAUAUUUUAUUCAAGCGAUAUGUGGCCCACUUGUCAUCCGCUUGUUUUACUUACCAUUUGGUUAAUGUUAAAUUUGAGAAAUCCUAGUUCUUCAAUAGCACGACACAGAGGUGUCCCAGAUUCUAACAGAAUAUGCCUUGCACAUUUUCCUACACUGUUGACUUGGUGUCCUGGCUGUCUGUGACUGGCUAGAUAGCACAAAACAUCUUUUCAGUGAAAGCUUUACUAUGAAAUUUCUUUUCAGCUACUAUCUCACCUUUUUAAAACUCCUUCCAGGGAUAUGUCCCUUAGUAUGCUGUCACGGAGGUUGUUCAAAAUGUUGUCCAAAUGGAUUUCCAGAUUCCUCCAUUUGUAGAGCUUUUGAAGAGGUUCCUUUUUUUCAUUCAUUUGCUAAAGUGUUGAAAUGAUUUGCUGGGCUGCCUUUCAACAGAAGUGAUUGCCCAGCAAAGUAAUUCUUCAUUUUCACUCACAAAGCUUGUGUGUUGGAGUGAUGUAACUGGAACUUAUGUUUGUAAAUGAGGCAAUAAUUGCCAUAAAAUUAGUUUUUAGAGAAAAUUGUCUGAAUUUGUUAAAUAAAAAAAUUACUGUUUUCUUUCCCGGGUCAACAUGUAUUUCACCCUUUUCCAUCUUAUUUACAAGCUGUUGCCCAGGGGCUUUUACAUUUUGCCUUUUAUGUUUGCAUUAGGUGCUACAGUUAGGCAGUAGAAAGACAAGUUGAGACAACACUGACUUUGUCAUGUCUGACUCAAGAAAUACACAAAAUGCUGUUUUAGAGGAGUAAUGUUAUGGACGCAGAAAACCCACAAGUAAUACAUUUUGUUUUCAGAUUAAUGAAUUUUGACCCCGUUUAUUAUUACCUCUGUGUUCAUGAAGUAGAUAAUAACUGUUAAUGCAAUUUUAAUUAUGGAACCCACUAGUUGACAGUACUGUUUCAAAAGCAGUUUUACCGAAACGUUUGAAAUGUUCCUCUUCCUUUAUUGCGUGCCAACAGCUGAUUUCUGAAAUGUAUCAUUUAUACCUGGAUCGUAUUUUAACAACCUUUGUAUAGUUGUGAUACUGAAAGGUGCAUAUUUUGUAAAUUGUGCUUCAUUUCGUUGGUGUGUCUAAAUGAAUGUUGCUUUAAUGGAGUUUCACUCCGCUCUGUGUAUGUGACUAGGGAGUGUGACUGGGUCCAGGUCUAGGGGAGUGAAUGAAUGACCACUUUACAACACACCUGUUGUGGGGAGUGUAGAGUGGUGAUCUGAUCUCAAAUGAGUCUAUUUUUUGCCAUGAAUCUCACCACUCCUAUUUAAUGUGUAAUAAAGAACAAAGUAAAGAGGAACUUA
Molecule: messenger RNA, 3396 nt
Organism: Myripristis murdjan (pinecone soldierfish)
Lineage: Eukaryota; Metazoa; Chordata; Actinopteri; Holocentriformes; Holocentridae
Gene: kras
Product: v-Ki-ras2 Kirsten rat sarcoma viral oncogene homolog
Exons: 5
Coding region: 266-832 (188 amino acids)
Biological process (GO): signal transduction
Cellular component (GO): membrane
Molecular function (GO): GTPase activity; GTP binding
Source: RefSeq, a predicted model, not a curated record